Messenger RNA from Didymodactylos carnosus, 3342 nucleotides. The record is from the annotation of a GenBank genome assembly. Lineage: Eukaryota; Metazoa; Rotifera; Eurotatoria; Philodinida; Philodinidae.
AUGAAUAAAUGGUUUGGAUGGCAAAAACAAUUUGUUAUUUGGCGACGACUCAAUUUUCAUAAAUUACAAAGUGUACGUGGUGCAAUUAAUACAGUAUCUUUCUUUGUGGUGUGGUUUUCCAUUGGUUAUAUACUAUUAAAGAAAAUAGAUCGAUAUCCAACGGAAAAAGGUUCAUCACACGCUGUAGAACGUGCAAAAUUAAUUGGUGCAGAUAAAAUUGUAGAAUUUAAUCCUAAAACACGGGAAUUUACAAAUAUUAAUGUAAAUGAGCUAUUGGCUGAUAGAGAAUUAGAACAACGACGUAAACAAUUAGAAAUUCGACGAUUACGACAAGAAGCAAAAUUAAAUAAAAAUCCAACAGUAGACAAAAUUCGUUUGUGUUUUAAAAUAAUUAAAUCAUGUCAUUCUUAUCGUGGUACGACCGAUGAAGAUAAUUUAUAUAUUCCAGUUAUUUUACUAUUACGUCAAGAUGAAAAAUUUCAUUUAACAUCAACAUUUGAUGAAUUAUUGAAACAAUUUAUCAAUUUAUUUAAAAUUAUCGAUAUUCAUAGUGAAAAGAUAUUAAAAGAUAUUCUUUAUUUAAUCAGUAUUUUAUUUUCAAAACGUAUAAUGAUCACAAAAGAUGAAGGUCAACAGUGGUUAUUUGUUAAAUUUAUAAAACAAUUUCUUUUGAAUAUUAAACAGGAUAAAUGUUUGUUUUACAAACAAUUUUUAUCAAAUAUAAAUGAACAUUUAACAAUGAUUGGUUAUUAUCUAUCGUGUUUGUUAACAUUAUAUGAAAAUACGGGAACAUUAGAUUAUCGUUUAGAUAUAUUAGAAACACUUUGGAUAUUAGUGUAUAUUCAUGACAAUGAGUAUGAAAUAAUUGUAGGACAAAUAUUGUCGUGUUUUUUACCGGGUCUCAUAAAAACAUUGGCAUCCGUCUUGUUUAAACAAGCACAUCAUCGUCUAAUUGAAGCUAGUCUAAUUGUGUUUAGUUAUUUGAUUCGAAUAUCUGUUCGAUUAUCAACUCAAAACAGUGAGAUAAAGAAUUUAAAAUCAGAAUUGAUAGGUAUUUAUGUGACGCGAAAUGAAGAAUGGAUACGAAUUGUAGAUAAUCAUAUUGAAACAGUAUUAAAACGUCUUAGUCAUGAAUAUAGUUUACAUGAAAGUUUAAAUGUUCAAUGUGCACUUACAACAACGAUGAUCAUAUCACACCAAUUACCCAUCAUCAUUUGUCAGACAUCGUCAGCAUCUGAUACAUAUGCGUUUAUUAAAUAUCAAACAUUAUUUCGAGAACAAAUAUUAAAUUCAACUGAGAAUGUUGCAUUAUCCGAUCAUUUAUUUUUACAGUGUCAAACAGAUUUAUUUCAAUUAUGUUUGUCACGAACGGCAAAAUCAGGUAGCAAUACGGCAACACUAAAUGAACGUCGUUGGCGUCUACAAUUAUUCGCUGGCUACUAUCAAUUUAUUCAUAGACAAAUUAAGACAUUAUUUGAUUUGGAUACAUUUUGUCAACAAUUUUUAGAAUUUGUAUUAGAUAAUUUAGAUUUUCAACUUUUGAUUAAGGAUAAUUUACUAUUAUUAAAUUCAACAUCGAUUAAAAUCAAUAUGAAUAUGAGUAACGAUGAAUAUUACUCUGUAUACAAAUUAAUUCAACCGGAUGUUCAUAACGAUAUUCAAAGAAUUUUUCAUAUAUUUUUAAAUGCUAAACAAUCAAACGUAAGUGGAUUUCUAUUAUUUUUUAUUGAAAAAUUAAAUGAGACAGAUAAUCAAGAUGACAAAAUGAAAUUUAUUUAUUUAUUAUCGAUUGUUAUUGAUACAUUGAACAACAAUAUUGAGAUUGAACAACAUUGUCAAAAUACAAUAAUGGAUCAAAUGAUUACAUUAUUAACGACAUAUAUGUAUGACGAUGACAAUCGCGGAAGAAACAAAAAGGCGAGAAAAUCAAAAGAUUAUCCAAUAUCGUUACGUAAUUUAACAAUUUAUCUUGUUUUGAAAUGUCUACUAUCUGUAUCAAAUUAUUUGAAAAAUGAUGAUGAAUAUCAUCAAUUUUUGAUAGAUUAUAUACCAUUAUUAUUAAUAUGUUGUUCGUCUAAAUACACUAUAGUGCAUCAAACAGCGUUUCGUAGUCUACAAAUGAUAGCGAGGGAGCAAUCUAUUGAACAAUUAUUAUCAAAUUAUUGUGAUUAUGUUAUUGAUAUUGCAUUAAAAAAAUUGCGAACAUCAUCAAUUGAUGGUUAUAUUAUUUUAAUUGAAUUUAGUCGAAUCGGACGUGCUAGUGUUAUUAAUCAACCAAUAAUGACACAUGUUAUUGAGUAUAUUCUACUUGAAUUAGAAUGUUUACCAUCUAUUGAUGUUAUUCGAAUGAUAUUUCAAUUUUUAAGCGUUUUUUGUCAACAAGUUGCAUUAUGUGAUAAUAAUCAUCAAGAAACAUUCGUACAACCACAACAACUAGUUGAUGAUCAAACAAACGAUAAACAAACGUUGGUUGAUUUUGCACUUGAUUUAGGAAAACAACAUUCAAAAGUGAAAAUACCUCUUGUUGAUAAUACGAGUGAACAAGAAGAAGAUGAGAAAGAAUACGAUGAUAAUGAUGAAGUUCAAAAGGAAAUAAGAAAAGAUCCAUGGCAUCUUAUGUUAUCAUCGAUUGUUGAUGUAUUUCAACAUUUUAUAUCAAAUUCAAAUAGUCAAAUUCGUUCCUAUGUUCUCGAUGCUUUACCAUCAUUAACCAAAUUGUUGCUAUUAAUUAAUGAAAAUACUUUAUUACCAUUAGUUCAUAAACUAUGGCCAGGACUUGUCAAACGUUUACAUGAUAAAGAUUUAAAUGUGAGAAUAAAAUGUGUCACAAACAUUCAAGUUUUGUGUGAUGUAUGUUCACAAUUUAUUGAUAAACGUUUACGACAAGAUGUUUUGAAUGUAUUAAUGAACUAUUUAGAAAUCAAUUCAAAACGAUAUAGACAAGAACAUCAGCAACAUACGUUAGAAUAUCGUUAUUUAAAACAUAUCUUAUAUAAUAUUGGUUAUAUAAUAACGAAAAUAAACGUUAAUUUUGUUGAUAUUGAAAAUAUAAUUCGUAUCCUCUUAAUCUAUUUGGAUCCUGAACAACAUGAUGAAUCAAUUCAAAAUAUUGUUUAUGAACAACUGAUUCUUCUUGAAAAGAAAUAUUCUGAUAUUCUUUGGUUGCAACUUAUAUCAAAAGUUUACCGUGAUGAUUUGUUAUCAUCGAAUAACAUCACAAAAUUGAACAAUUUAGAUUCGAUCAAACGUUUUUUAAUGAAAAUGAAAUUUUUCAAAAAUGAACAACUGAAAAUUGUUGAUAACAUGAAAAUGAAUUUAUUUCAUAGAUGUAUUGAAGUAUAA